This is a messenger RNA of Halichondria panicea, 2557 nucleotides long. RefSeq names its product anoctamin-8-like. Gene Ontology annotation, biological process: chloride transmembrane transport. The coding region runs from base 221 to 2272 and encodes 683 amino acids. The record is from RefSeq and is a predicted model, not a curated record. Gene Ontology annotation, molecular function: chloride channel activity. The transcript has 11 exons. NCBI's taxonomy places the organism in Eukaryota, Metazoa, Porifera, Demospongiae, Suberitida, Halichondriidae.
CAGAUUUUUUAUAUAGUUACAGUAACAAGGUCAGGAGUGCAUGAAUAUAGUCUAGCUCCACAAAAAGUUGAACAUUGCCUACAAGUUCACCUCAAAGUUAGCCACAAAGCAGGAUAAGAACACAGGCUGAUUAGCUAGACUGCAGAGCUGAGUCAUCACUUUUGCAUAACUGUGCUGGAGCCUGUGUAGAGAGCUAGCUAGAGAAGGACAAGACUCAGCUAUGAGAAAAAGACUGCUGAAGGACGUCCCCAAGGAGAGCACCGUUUCAGACAGUGUCGACGAGUCAUGUGAUCAGCCUCGCUCCCGCUAUCUCCUCUCACUCACUGAGUUGGAGUGGGCAGGAUUGUUCGUCUCCGAGGCCUUAGAGAAAGACGGCCUGAAGUGUGAACUUGUGGACUUGGGUUCCCACGGCAAGGGGAUAGUGGUCACAGCGAAACUAACUGCCCUAGUGGAAAAGGCUGAAGCUCUUGAGUGGACGAGAGAGGUCAAAGAUUCGGAGGAGGUGUGCGUCAUACGUCAGUCCGAUAUGGACAGACUGAUUAACUCAGACGGUGACAAUUUCUUUACAUCUGCAGAGGAAGUUAAACUGCUUUUCCAUCUCAUUCAAGAUAUAAGAGUCAACAAGGACGAACUUGCUAAGAAAGGCUGCAAUAUGCCGUCACAAAGGAAAGACUUCAUAUCCGCCCUCAAACACAGCUCACCCCCUCUUAUUGAAGAGGCCUACCCGCUUCAUCAUGGCAAAGAGAAGAGACAGCUCAUAGCCAUGCUCAAGAGAGCCAUGCUACCCACCAUACAACUAGACCUGGCCAAGAUCAGGAGUUACUUUGGUGAAGAGGUGGCCUUUUACUUCAGCUGGAUGCAGUUCUAUUCUCUGUGUGCCCUAGUCCCGGCUAUUGUGGGUGUGGCCAUGUAUGCCAUGAGGAGCUCUGGUGACACCGUGGACACAGACCCAUACCUUCCCUUCUUCUCAGUGUUCAUGUCAAUAUGGGCCGUUCUGUUUCUGGUGUUCUGGCGACGAAAAAGUUUUGUCAACAGCUUCCACUGGAAUACGUACAAAUUCUCCUCCAAGGACCAGCGUCUACCAGGUUACCAUGGUGAUAAGGUUAUCGAUCCGGUGUCAAAACGAGAGAUUAUCUACUACCGUAGCUGGAAGAGAAAUUGCUGGUACUUGUUCAGUUUCCUGGCCAUGCUGCCACUCCUGGGCCUGGGUCUAGGGGCCAUGACCUUGUCACUGAAUCUCAAUGGCUAUGUCAAGAACACUGCUAGUCCCAUCUAUGUUGCAGCCCUGGCCAGAUAUGCUCAACCAGGUGGUCUGUUUGCAUCGGACAGUCCCUACUACCUGUGGCUGGUGCCCACACUGGCCCACUCCACUAUCAUCUACUUUAUCAACCAGCUGUACGGUAUGGUCGCCAAGAAAUGUACAGACCUGGAAAAUCACAGGACUGAGGGACGAUGGCACGCCUCCAUGGUGAUCAAGAGAGUCACCUUUGAGUGUGUGGACUGCUUCAUGCCACUCUUCUACAUUGCCUUCUACCAACUGGAUAUCAUCACCCUCAGAGCCGAGAUUGCCAGCCUCUUUAUGAGUGAUGAAAUACGACGUGUUGUCAUGGAGUCUGUGAUCCCAUUCGUGGGAGAGAUACGGGCCAGCCGAGUCGAGAGGUCAAAGUAUAAAGGUCGCAAGGUCAUUCCAGACGCUACCCUGGCAGAGUAUGACCAAUUUGACGACUAUUUGGAAAUGGUGGUUCAAUUUGGGUACAUCACCCUGUUUGCCUCGGCCCUUCCCCUGGGCUCGGCUGUCACCCUCCUCUUCCUGUACAUCGAGGCUCGCUCGGACCUCUUCAAACUUCUCUAUGCGUAUCGACGACCGCCCCCUCGCAGGACACGAGAUAUAGGGGUGUGGUAUGAUGUCAUGGGAGUGAUUGUGUUCAUUGGAAUUCUCUCAAAUUGUGCCAUUUUGGGUUUCUCUUCUGAGCAACUCAUGCAAUGGUUGCCCUCGCUGUUUGACAGGGCGGAGCUUGGGGACCAGGUCAUGGCCGUGGGGAGUGGCAGGUACGUUGUGGGUCUGGUGUUUAGUUUUGAGCAUAUCCUACUAGUGGUGGCGGUGUGGUUGCAGUGGGCCAUCAAGCCACGCCCUAAAUGGGUGCGGUUAGCCAUCGCCAGAAGAGACUAUUUGACCAGAGAGAAGCUACUCAGACAAGCGUCCCUAACACGGCAAGUGUCCCUAUCACAGCAACCGUCACUAUCACGGCAAUCCUCGGUUAGUCCUCCGUGAACAAACAGAAUAUGUACAGUCAUGCAUUUAGUUGAGAAAUUUUGAAAUCAAUUAGUUUUUGUUGUUGUAACUCCCACUAGUUUAUAGAGUGCAGUCAUGUCAGAUAUGUUAGACAAUAAUUAUGUUCACAUCCAACCCAUGGGAACUUGGAUAAGAUUCUAGACAACACUUUUGUACGUACUACAUAAUUUAUACAUAUAUACAUAGCAGUUAUUCAUUCAUUCACAAUUAAUUUUAUGCUAAUGUCAGAGUUGAUUUAUAUUGAAAAAAGUUUUUAUUUCAAGA